This is a messenger RNA of Entrophospora sp. SA101, 885 nucleotides long. The record is from the annotation of a GenBank genome assembly. Lineage: Eukaryota; Fungi; Glomeromycota; Glomeromycetes; Entrophosporales; Entrophosporaceae.
AUGUCUUCAAGAAGAUCAACAAUGUCAUAUAGAACCUCUUAUAGCUCAAUUAGUUCUGAAAUUAUUAGUGACAACAGAAGUGACAACAGAAACAGCAUCAAUAUUGAAUAUACUACAUCCAAACGAAGAAAAGAUUUUGAACACACUUUAAGAGACUGUGAUGAAAUAUUAAAUUUCAUUGUACGUGGAUAUGUGUAUGCAACCGAAGGUGCUGUUGAUUUAGAAGGAGUUGAACUUAUAGAUGUUGAGACUAAAUUGAAAAUAGAAAGAGAAUCAUUAGAAAAAAUUAUUGUUAAAUGCGAUGCAGGACAAGAAAUUGACUUUUUGGAUUCUCAUGAAGAAGAAGUAAAAAGAUUAAACAUAAUUUUUGAUGAUAGAAGCGAAAAAGAAAAAUAUUUUCAAAAUGAACAUUAUAAUGAAUUUAAACAAAAAGUUUGGGAAGUAAACCAUCAAGAUGAACCAAUGCCACCAUUAGAUGCUGAUGCAGAUGAUGAUGUUGUAGUUGGUAGACAAAAAGAGUCAUUAAAAUGCCCAAUCACUACCUUGUUAUAUGAAGAACCAGUCACAAGUAAUGUUUGUAAACAUACAUUCUCAAAAAGUGCAAUUUUACAACUGAUUUCACGCAAUAGAAAUGUUGUUUGUUGUCCAAUACCUGAUUCUUCUACUUCUAUUUCGUUUCGUGAUGUCGAUGAAGUUGAUGAUAUGAAACAUUUUAGUAGCAUUUACCUUUUAUAUUGCUCAAAAAUCGGUAUCCAAAUAUAUAACCCAGAUGCUACACCUACAACAGCAGCAAUUAAAAUUGGCGAAUGUCUGCCAAAAAAAAUGCUCAUGAUUUUUGAUUUACGACAAAAAUUUUUUGGAGAUCAACAUCGUGCAAACACGUGA